UCAUAGAGCAAGAUGAGGUGGAGGAGACGGCAUUUGAGGAGAUGACGGCCGUCAUAUCGAGACUGCAUUCCGUUGGUAGUCGCCUAAACGGCGUUGUUAUGGAUUUAACGAAACUGAUCGCUCCCAACACGAGUAUAUACUAUACGUACGCGGGUUCUCUAACGUCACCAAUGUGCAACGAAGUCGUCACCUGGAUUUUGUUCCCUGAACACGUUUAUAUGACGGAGACACAGUAUAACUUACUGGAGAAGCUGCGUGAAGGGCAUUAUAACUACCGCAGCCUGCAGCCGGUGGUGCGGCAGACCGUGUACCAGCCGCCGAUGGACUUCCUCAUGGAGCCGCAGAUCGUCACAUCCAUCAAGAACGCACUCAUCUCUGUCGUUAACUUCUUUACUAAUGUUAGAAGCUUCAUGAUGAAAGGUUUCGACACGCCUUAGCGUUCAGCCCGCGGGUUGGAUAACUUCCAAGUAUCUCCUGCACAGAUAUCGUGUUUGGUAGAUACUAUAUGGAAGGCUAUAGAAAAACUCAACCCGUGCGCAGAUCCUAAGUCGUACACGUGCACAGUACUACGCAAAUUGUGUCGAAAACUAAAACUACCAGGCAGCACUUGUUAGAAAUACUGGCUACUAUUUCCCAACGUUUACGUAUAGGAGACUAGCUAAUCGCGAUUUCGCCCGCGUAAAAUUAAAAAGAAAAUAUAGCCUAUGUUAUGUGCACGGUAGUAAUAUAUGCACAGUUUUUUUUUAAAUCGGCCCCGUAGUUUUUUAAUUAUUUCAAUACAUACAAGAAUGCAAAUCUUUCCUCCUCAUAAUAUUAUGAGAUUUAGAAGAGAAUGGGACGCAUAAGUAGGGGAAAUGUCCCUUAUGUGUCACCUCUGUUUAAAAAUGGGCAAACGCAUUUGUAAAUGCUAAUAUUUAUAGGCUUUUUAAAAAGUAACAUUUGUACUAAAAUGCAAAAUAGAUAUAUACUAGUAUUAAGUAGCCCUUUGACCUCUAGAUCUGCUAGCCUACAAUUCUCAAUCUUUUAUUCCUUUUGGAAAAAACGUUGUUUAUUUAUUAUGUGGUAUUAAAUAAAAAGCAUAUCCGAGUCGUAUGUUUAUUUCAAUAUUAACAACUUCACACACAUCCCGCACUCGUCACUGCAAUGUGAACUCUGACAUAUUACGAAUAAGGUUUAAAUUACAAACACACAAAAAAUAUAUACAGGGUUGAAUCUAGUUUACAUUUAUUUGUAUUAUUUAUUUCAAAUUAAUACAUAACGUUAUUGUUAAAAUAAAUAACAUGUUGGCAAACAAAUUCGUUAGCUAUUUCGAAAGCUUUAGCCAUUUAUGUAAAAGUGUUAUUUUAUACAUUUGCGUUUAUUCAAAUAUUUUAAAUAGGGAUAAUAAUAUUUAAAUUACUCUAAUUUCACGGUAACAUACGGUUAAAACAUAAGUCAUUUUAAAACAAUGUCUACAGAUUUUAAUUAACAUUUAGUUAUAGCUUUAGCGUAACCUUGAACUGAACUUAAGCUACAAUUUACAGCUUACGGCUCAAAUCGAGUUACUAUUACUGAGUUAAAUCGCAAGCUGGAUGACUAACUCACGCUUUAGUCAUGUACAAUCAGGGAAACUGUCGGUGUUCCAUCUCAAGCUACUAUAGAAGAACAUUUUGAAACGAGACGCAGAACAAAACCCAAUACAACAAUAAAUGUAUACGAAAAAAGUCAGUUGGUCAUACACAGUUCUUUUUUUUAUUAUUUUCAAUUCUUUUGCACUUAUAGCCGGUUUCCCAGCUAUGUUUAACCAUUCGUUAGUGUUUUUGUUUCGAUAACUUCAUGAAAUGCGUUUCCGAACUACGUAACUAGAGUUUUAAUCCGUUGAAACAAAACCUAACGAUAAUAAGUCAAUAAUGACAAAAUAAAUGGAAACCUCAGAAACUCACCUUUACUGCUUUCUAAUAAGGCAUUUGUAAUAAGAGGCGGUGUUUGUUCCAUUCUAAUGUACAAGGCAUUUUUUCCUAAGUGGAACAAUGCAGAUUUCCGCGACUGUACAAAUUGAGCUGUGAGCUAUUCACUGAUCUGCUUCUGAGCUGAGCUGUAGAUCAAUUUUACUUGAUUUACCCAUCACUAAUAAAAGAAUCAACUAUUAUAAGGUACCUAGUUACGGAUAUCUAAACCCUUAAAUACCUGAAGUUUCAAAUUUUGAUAACGGUUAAAAAUCGCAUUGGGCACCUACAAUCGAUUUUAUUUUCAUACUAGCUGUUCCGUGCGGCUUUAUUCGCAUAAAAUUAUGAAAAUUUUAUU
This is a messenger RNA of Papilio polytes (common Mormon), 2283 nucleotides long. RefSeq names its product carbonic anhydrase 6-like. The transcript has 4 exons. NCBI's taxonomy places the organism in Eukaryota, Metazoa, Arthropoda, Insecta, Lepidoptera, Papilionidae. Gene Ontology annotation, cellular component: cytoplasm. Gene Ontology annotation, molecular function: carbonate dehydratase activity; zinc ion binding. The record is from RefSeq and is a predicted model, not a curated record. The coding region runs from base 42 to 437 and encodes 131 amino acids.